UUUGGGGCCUCCUAUACCAGUGCGCUCCCCGCCUGCCAUGCUCAGCCCCUGUAUAGCGCACGAUCUGAGUGGGUGAUAAAGCCGGCUACAAGACAGGCGGACGCCGAACCCGGGAAGCCCGAGGGCGUAGCCCCAGCACAGCCUCCCUCACACGGAACCCGGAUGUGAUCUUGUUCUCACGGAGGCCCGGCCUCUUCCGCCCCAACUGUGGCCCCCGCGGUCCCGCCCCGUCCCGCCCCGUGAUUGGUCGGCCGGCCUCAAGUUAAAAAAAAUCUUUUUUGUGGCUGCGACGGAGUCUUCGGCGAAAGGCGUACACGUCGCAGCCAAUGAGGUGAUAGAAACGCAAAGCAACGACCAAUGACUAGCUGCGAUGGGAUGGGUCGGCCGACAAAUCACAAGGCCUCGUACCCGGAUCUGUUUGCUGGGCUGGGAAAUCUAGCUCUGAGAAAGUGUGAGGGCUCUUCACGUGGGGCAGGGACAGCAGGCGCGGAGGAGAGGGCGAGAGUCUGUGAGAUUUAGUGGCCCGCGCGUGCGUUUGUCGUGUAAGGGUCAUCUGUGGGGUUUGGAGUAGGGGAACAAAUCAAUGUGACUCUUUUUCCGUGGAAACAAUUCCCACUGCAGUAUCCCGGAGCCUGCGUGUGGUGGGCAAGCUCCUCAGAUGGUACCUCACAGGGAAUAGGGGAGUCUUGAAGACGCAGCUCCGGUAGUAGGAACAUGAACCUGUUACCUAAAAGUUCCAAGGAGUUUGGCUCCGUUGACUAUUGGGAGAAGUUCUUCCAGCAGCGAGGAAAGAAAGCUUUCGAGUGGUAUGGAACCUACCUGGAACUGUGCGGGGUGCUACACAAAUAUAUCAAGCCCAGAGAAAAGGUGCUGGUGAUUGGGUGUGGCAACUCAGAACUGAGUGAGCAACUGUAUGAUGUGGGCUAUCAAGAUAUAGUGAACAUCGACAUCAGCGAGGUUGUAAUCAAGCAAAUGAAGGAAUGCAAUGCCACCCGACGGCCCCAGAUGAGAUUCUUGAAGAUGGACAUGACGCAGAUGGAGUUUCCUGAUGCGUCGUUCCAGGUGGUGUUGGACAAGGGCACCCUGGAUGCUGUUCUGACAGAUGAGGAAGAGAAGACCCUGCAACAGGUGGACAGGAUGCUGGCCGAGGUUGGCCGUGUCCUGCAGGUGGGCGGUCGCUACCUCUGCAUCUCCCUGGCUCAGGCUCACAUCCUGAAGAAAGCAGUGGGUCACUUCUCCCGGGAGGGGUGGAUGGUGAGGGUGCACCAAGUGGCCAACAGCCAGGACCAGGUGUUGGAAGCAGAGUCUCAGUUCUCCUUGCCUGUCUUUGCCUUCAUCAUGACCAAGUUCAGGCCAGUCCCUGGCUCUGCCCUUCAGAUCUUUGAGCUGUGUGCUCAGGAGCAGGGCAAGCCUGUGCGGCUGGAGAGUGCCGAGCAGCUGGCUGAAGCGGUGCGGGAGCGGCAGCAGUAUGCCUGGCUGUGCAGCCAGCUGCGCCGCAAGGCCAGGCUGGGGAGUGUGUCUCUGGACUUGUGCGAUGGGGACACGGGGGAGCCACGCUACACCCUCCACGUGGUGGACAGCCCCACUGUGAAACCAUCGCGGGACAAUCGUUUUGCGAUUUUCAUCAUCCCCCAGGGCCGGGAGACUGAGUGGCUCUUUGGCAUGGAUGAGGGCCGGAAACAGCUGGCUGCCAGUGCUGGCUUCAGGAGGCUGAUUACAGUGGCCCUUCACCGAGGUCAGCAGUAUGAAAGCAUGGACCACAUCCAAGCCGAGCUGUCGGCUAGAGUCAUGGAGUUAGCACCAGCUGGGAUGCCUGCCCAGCAGCAGGUGCCCUUUCUGUCUGUAGGGGGGGACAUUGGGGUCCGGACCAUUCAGCACCAAGACUGCAGCCCCUUGAGCGGUGACUAUGUCAUCGAGGACGUGCAAGGGGAUGACAAGCGAUUCUUCCGGCGACUGAUAUUCCUCAGCAACAGGAAUGUGGUGCAGUCAGAAGCCAGGUUGCUAAAGGAUGUGUCUCACAGAGCCCAGAAGAAGAGGAAAAAGGACAGGAAAAAGCAGCGGCCUGCUGAAGCAGAGGACCUCCCUGCAGCCCCAGAGCAGUCCAUUGACAAGAGUUACCUAUGUUGUGAACACCACAAAGCCAUGAUUGCCGGCCUUGCCCUGCUGAGAAACACAGAGCAACUCCCAGAGAUCCCACUGGCAUUGUUGGUGGUAGGCCUGGGUGGGGGCAGCCUCCCCCUCUUUGUCCACGAUCAUUUCCCAAAGUCCUGCAUUGAUGCUGUAGAAAUCGACCCCUCGAUGUUGGAAGUGGCCACCCAGUGGUUUGGCUUCUCCCGGAGUGACCGAAUGAAGGUCCACAUUGCAGAUGGCCUGGACUAUAUUGCCAGCCUGGCAGAAGGAGAAGAAGCACAGCCUCGCUAUGAUGUCAUAAUGUUUGAUGUUGACAGUAAGGACCCAACACUGGGAAUGAGUUGUCCACCCCCAGCAUUUGUGGAGCAAUCUUUUCUACAGAAAGUUAAAAGCAUCUUGAUUCCUGAAGAAACCAGCAAGAUGACAGAAGUGGAGCAGAAAAAGCAGUGAAGCAGAAUAAGCGGACCUUCUGCAAGUUCAUCUCUUGUGGUGUGCACCCCAAUCCGCUGCUGGACGUGUCAUGCAAGCAGCGAAUGAAGCUGCACCGUGGCCUGUGGUGGAAGCAGUACUUGCUGCUGAAGCACCUGCGCAAGGCCAAGAAAGGGGCACCGCCUAUGCAGAAGCCAGAGGUGGUGAACAUGCACCUGCAGGACAUGAUUAUCCUGCCCAAGAUGGGGGACGAGAUGGUGGGUACAUGGUGGGCGCCUUCAACAGUAAGGCCUUCAACCAAGUGGAGGGCAAGCCGGAGAGGAGUGGCCACUAUCUCGAUCACCUACAAGCUUGUGAAGCACUGCCUCACAAGCAGUGCUUGAUCAGAGUCCCCCAUUCUUCCCACUUCAUCACCCUCAAGGAGUCUGCUUAGUCAAUAAAAGCAUGCACAUUUCAUAAAUAAAUAAAUGUCUUUUCUCAUGAAAAUUUGAAUGAUUGCAAUAUUUUGUGGAGCUGAGGGUUUGAAUUAGUCAGAUUCAUUCUAUUUAUGAAACCAAGAAACUUGGUUUCUGUCUACAAACCAAGAGUGGCAAAACAAGAUUGGUUCUUUAAUGAAAGCACGAAACAAACACCUAAUCAAUAUAGUGAUACAUUUUAUUUAUUUAGGCAAGAUGGAACAAUACUCUGCAGGGCCCCUUCAGCACAUCAGCAGGUCCUAUAGACCAUCUUCUCUGUUUGUUCUCAUAAAAGCUGAAAAUGGUUAUUUCAGGGUUGUAGAGUAAAUCUCAGCCAAACCCAGUACUAUGCCUACAAGAUGGUACAGUACUCUGCAGAGCCCCUUCAGCAGGUCAGCAAGUCCUAUAGCCCAUCUGGGUUCUGUUGAGAUUUAAUCUAUGGCUCUGGAAAAAGCUGGAAAUAAUGAUUUCCAGCUUUUAUUCUUGAAAAUAAGGCUUGGAUCUCUCUACCAGUCUUCUGAGGAUGCUAAUAGACUACCCAGGAAGGAAGAAGGAAAUUGUGAGGGUAUUUAAAGAAAGUUGUUAGGGAAAAUGAAAUUGCUGUUAUUUUGGUCAAGGAAGGUUACAAUACAUUUAAUACUUACUACAAAGACUUGCAUACAGAUUCAACUCAUAAGGACUUUAUUAAAUGAUUCUUUUAUUCAAUAAAUAUUUAUUGGAGUGCCUGUUAUGUAUCAGGCAUUUUUCUAUUGCACUAGGAAUACUGUAAUGAAUAAAAGUA
Messenger RNA from Cebus imitator (Panamanian white-faced capuchin), 3795 nucleotides. RefSeq names its product eEF1A lysine and N-terminal methyltransferase (gene METTL13). NCBI's taxonomy places the organism in Eukaryota, Metazoa, Chordata, Mammalia, Primates, Cebidae. The transcript has 8 exons. Bases 715 to 2580 code for a protein of 621 amino acids. The record is from RefSeq and is a predicted model, not a curated record.